UUUUCUAUUCUUUUCUAUUCCUCGACAAGGCUAAGCAACCUUCCCUCCGACUUUUCUAACCGCCAUCCCGACGACAAGCAUCUCAGAGCUGCCAGCACCUGCACGACUUACUCUCGCCCUGAUUAUUUCUCAACCGCGUUACUCGAUUCUCACGAAAUCGCCAACCAUGGGUAAUGGAGCCAAGGCUGCGCAGAAGCGCGAGCGCAACGCGAAGGACAGCAAGGUCGCCAAGUCCCAGCUCAAGUCGAACGUUAAGGCUAUGGACAUUCAGUGCCAGAUCUGCAAGUCGACCUUCCUAAAGACCACCCGCGCCCCUCAGCUCACGGAACACGCCACCAACAAGCACAGCAAGACUAUCGAAGACUGCUUCCCUGGCUACGAAGACAAAUAGCCUGCCCGUCGGCCGAACUAUUGUUACUAUCCGGAAGCUAGUGCGGACGAACGAACGAACAAACGAGCAGCCGGACGGGCGACUGUGGUGGGCAAGCAGGCGAGGCGCAGCAUGGGCAUAGCGAAUGGCGUAAAUCCGGAGCGUACAGGAGAGAGGGAUCGAUC
Durotheca rogersii is the source of this 555-nucleotide messenger RNA. RefSeq names its product DUF1909-domain-containing protein. The transcript has 4 exons. NCBI's taxonomy places the organism in Eukaryota, Fungi, Ascomycota, Sordariomycetes, Xylariales, Xylariaceae. Bases 167 to 391 code for a protein of 74 amino acids. The record is from RefSeq and is a predicted model, not a curated record.